AUGACGUCAGAUAUCGCUAAACGUCAGAGAACUGUUCCAUCAGCCAAAGCAUUUGAAUUUAUCUGGAAAAGACCGGUUCCUGAAGUUUUGCAGACUGGGGAGCAUUUUGAUCGAUAUGAUGAGGAAACAGGAAUUCUGGAACCAAACUGUUUCGUUCGAGUAGAUAAAGAUGGUUUUUUUAUAUACUGGCAAAGUGAAAACAAUGAUAGUCAGCAGCUUGAACUCUCUCAAAUAAGUGAUGUUCGUUCUGGGACAAAACCUAAGGAUGAAAAGUUGACUGCACAAAUUCAAGAAAAAUCUGGCAAAUCAUGGGAUCGUAUUGUGACAAUAUGCAGUGGUUUAGAUUUGGUAAAUAUUAACUACACUCAUAUGGUAGCUAAAGAUGCUGAAACUGCUUCUUUUUGGAUACAAUCUCUUCGUAGUUUAACGCAUAAUACCAAAGCAGCUAAUGUUUGCCCUAUGACUCAAUUAAGAAAACAUUGGCUACGACUUACACUAACUUUGAAUGCUCGUAAUCGAAUUCCGGUUCGUGUAAUUAUGAAAACAUUUGCAUCAGGUCGUAAUGAACGAAUUGUAUAUCAAAGUUUAAAAGAUUUAAAUUUACCUCAUGGAAAGAAUGAUGAUAUUGAUCCAAAUGAAUUCCCAUUUGAAAAAUUCUACGAAUUAUAUCAUAAAAUAUGUCCUCGUACAGAUAUUGAAGAUUUAUUUAAAUCUCUAUCAAAAGGCAAAAGUCACAUACAUGCAGAUAAAAUGAUAGAAUUUCUCAAUGAAACUCAACGUGACCCUCGCCUAAAUGAAAUUCUCUAUCCAUUUGCUAACAAACAAACUAUUAAGUAUAUCCAAGAAAAUUAUGAAACACAAGAAGAAUUCAAAAAUACUGAUGAGGUAUCCAUUGAAUGCUUUUAUCGUUAUUUAAUGUCUGAUGAUAAUGCAUGUGUAUUUUUGGACAAGUUAGAUAUUUAUCAAGAUAUGGAUCAACCACUCAGUCAUUAUUAUAUUAAUUCAUCACAUAAUACCUAUUUGAUUGGACGACAAUUUGGUGGUAAAUCAUCUGUUGAAAUGUAUCGACAAGUAUUACUGGCUGGUUGUCGAUGUAUUGAAUUGGAUUGUUGGGAUGGUCGAGGUGAAGAUCAAGAACCAAUAAUCACGCAUGGUAAAGCAAUGUGUACUGAUAUACUAUUUAAAGUAAGUUUUGAUUAA
This is a messenger RNA of Schistosoma intercalatum, 1200 nucleotides long. Lineage: Eukaryota; Metazoa; Platyhelminthes; Trematoda; Strigeidida; Schistosomatidae. The record is from the annotation of a GenBank genome assembly.